AAUAAUGAUAAACAAGGGGUAGCUUGAAGAAUUGGGUAAUUCAUCUUUAUCGUUCUAUCAGCCUCUAAACCUCAACAUAAUCGGUUUUUUCUUUUCUUUCUUUCUGUUUUCCUUAAUUCUCCUUGAGGGUUUCCUAAAUCUUUGAUUUUGUUCUAAUUCCUGAUUUGAAUUUGUAUCCUAGAACGGAGGGUUUUGGUGUUUUGAGUUCCUUAGAUCUUCUACUGGCUUAAGAGCGAAUUAGACCAAACGAGUUGGGAAAAUAUGGGUUCAGAGCAGAACGAUGGCACAAGCUACCAGCCAUCGGAGCCGAAGCUUUGUGUGAACAACUGCGGCUUCUUUGGUUCAGCUGGUACCGAGAAUCUCUGCUCGAAGUGCUACAGAGACUCUCGAAUCAAAGAAGAGCAAGCGGCAUCGGCAAAAGCAGCGAUGGAGAAAUCCCUUCAGUCCAAAAUUUUAAAGCCGGCUGAAGGUAAUUCUCCAGUUGUCUUCUCCGAUUCAUCAGUGGAUUCAGCUUCAUCGUCAUCAUCCACUGGAAUUUCCCUCGGCAGUUCCAGCAAAUCCCCAUCACCGGAUGUACCAAACCGGUGCCGAACCUGCAAUAAGAAGGUGGGAUUGAUGGGGUUCAAAUGCAAGUGCGAGCUUACUUUCUGUGGAAUUCACCGGUACCCAGAGAAACACAACUGUUGUUACGACUUCAAAAGUGCUGGACGGGAGGAGAUCGCCACAGCCAAUCCUGUGGUGAGGGCCGAUAAAGUUGAAAGGUUCUGAGUUGUGAGAAGGAUUUGGGUAGGAACUUGGUAAAUUCUUAGUGGGUUUGUUGCUCUGAUUGAUCGUCUUUGUUCGUUUCUGUGUCUGUUUAUUUGGGUUGGGUUCAUUUUGAUGUGGGGGGAAAAGCUCUUUGUGCUUUGGUUUGCUGGGGAAGUUAGCAACUAUGGGUGAAUAAUGCAAGUUUGAUUCCUUUUGA
Molecule: messenger RNA, 964 nt
Organism: Cucumis melo (muskmelon)
Lineage: Eukaryota; Viridiplantae; Streptophyta; Magnoliopsida; Cucurbitales; Cucurbitaceae
Product: zinc finger A20 and AN1 domain-containing stress-associated protein 1-like
Exons: 2
Coding region: 262-768 (168 amino acids)
Biological process (GO): proteasome-mediated ubiquitin-dependent protein catabolic process
Molecular function (GO): DNA binding; zinc ion binding
Source: RefSeq, a predicted model, not a curated record